Messenger RNA from Dermacentor andersoni, 1530 nucleotides. Its product is annotated as putative sodium-dependent multivitamin transporter. Gene Ontology annotation, biological process: sodium ion transport; transmembrane transport. The record is from RefSeq and is a predicted model, not a curated record. Gene Ontology annotation, cellular component: membrane. Gene Ontology annotation, molecular function: symporter activity. NCBI's taxonomy places the organism in Eukaryota, Metazoa, Arthropoda, Arachnida, Ixodida, Ixodidae.
AUAGCCUGAUAUUUCCCUUACACUUUCAGUGUUUUCCGUGCCAGUGCUGUACUGCAAUGUUGCCAUUGGUCUGGCUGGAACUGUUUAUACAGCUCUGGGCGGACUUCGCAGCGUUGUAUGGGCAGACUGCGUUCAAGCAGCGGUGAUGGCAUUGACACCUGUAAUCAUCAUUACAAAAGUCAUCUAUGAUUCACCCAGUGCCAGCCCACCGCUGAGGCCUAUGACUGACUUCAACGUUACGCAAUACAUAUUCAGAACGAACUUCGACCCGACAACCGAGGAGAACUUUUGGAGUGGUUUGGCAGCAGCGCUCCCUUACAGCUUCGUGCGCCUUGGGUUCGACCAGAUGGCAGUGCAAAGGUUCAUGGCAGCGAGGACCCUGCGACAAGCGAAAAGGAUAGUCAUCACCGGUGCCGUUUUCGUGAUCACCUUUUUUCUAACGUCAGCAGUCGCAGCCUUGGCAAUUAUCUACUGGUACAGAGAUUGCGAUUUAGCCCUGUCCGGUGCCAUCAGCAGCUACGACCAGGUUGUUCCAUACUUCUUAAGAGAGCGGUUGGCUGACGUCACGAUGGUGCGGGGAUUAUUCUUGGCUGGUUUGCUGAGUGCUUCCACAAGCACGGUGUCGUCAAUCGUCAACUCUCACGCAGCCACGUUCUACAUCGACAUCGUUUCGCCGUACGUCGACAUGAGCGAGAGAACAGCGGUGAACGUGAUGCGCCUUCUAGCUUUGGCUAGUGGAACCAUAAUGACGCUCUUCGCAAUCGCAGUGCCAUAUGUCGGCUCGGCUACAAGGGUCUUUAUUUCCUUGUACACCUCCGCUGCGGGUCCGUUUGCUGGCCUUAUUCUUCUGGCGAUCUCGUCGCCCUGGGUCAACGCAAAGGGUGCAGCGUGGGCGUGCCUGCUGGUCUGCGCACUGCAGGUGUGGCACGCCGUAGGCAGAGCACUAUCGGCCAUGCCUGCUCCACCUGUGAUUGCCGGCACCAUGGACCGGUGCCCGCUUGUGACCAAUGACACCGGUCCCACGGAAAGGGUCGAAGAAUCCAUGGCUGAAAGCCUCCCUUACGUCUUCCCGCUAUACCGAUUGUCUUUCUACUGGAUGGCCCUGUCUGGUGAGCUACUCACGAUUAUUCUGGGCACAGUCUUCAGCCUUGUCACAGGUGGGGCUAAGGAAACGAAGAACAACUUGCAUCUAACCAGUACCCCCGUUUUUGAACAUCUUGAGACGCUUCAAGUUUUCUCGACGUAUCGUUCAGUUUCACGAAGCAAGGACACAGGAUGGGGGAAAACCCUCAGCCGGCCAUUGCGAUGACGAAGAAUGCACGGCUCUCACCAGUUUGUUUUCGAGGAAUGGAGCAAAGAAAAUGCCUAAGACCGACGCCGUUGAGCAUUCUGAAUGCAUAACACAAGUCGUCUAAGUCAGGCACAGAUACAUAGUUUCAAAUAUAGAUAACUGUAAUUUAGUGCAAGAUGUCUUUGUUGAUGGGAAGGCCCAUCGCAGGAAAAUUACAAUAAAACAGCGUAAAACCUGCA